UACAGAGAGAGAAAAAAAAAUGGCUUGUGUUCCUCUAACUUCUCUGAUGAAUACAAUCCAGUUUGAGUUCUUACAACCCAGCCCGCCCGUGAUUCUUGAUGAAGAUACAUCACAUAUGAUGAAUUCUUUCUACCGGAAUCUUGGUUUCUUGCUCGCCUUUCUUGAGGAAUUCGAGAAGAAACCCGGAAAUGAUGAUGCUGCAAUCAAAGAUUUGGAAGCCAAAAUCAGAGACUUCGCCUUUUCAGCAGAAGAUGAAGUUCAAUCAAAUCUGGCAAAGAUAUAUUUGGAGGCCGCAGAUAAAGAGAUGAUACUCUCUCAGAACCUACAACAAGUAGAUGAAGAUGCAGAGAUGAUGCUCUUUCUGAACCUACUACAAGUAGCUUCGAAAACUCAAAACUUUGUCAACGAAAUUAAAAGAGAAUACAAUGAUUCUGCUGUCCAAGAUUUGACAAAGGUACAUGCCCUUCCUUCAGACCACGAGAGCGGAUCUUCACAUGAGCUGAUCUCAAAGAUUGAGGACAGAAUGGUGGGGCGUAGAAGUGAAUUAAAUACAAUAAUCAACCAGCUCAUUCGUCGCCCAUCUAUAGAACAUAAAGUCAUUUCGAUUCUUGGGAUGGGCGGGAUCGGUAAGACUACUCUAGCCAGAAGAGUUUACGAAGAACCAUUAGUCGUAUCCCAUUUUGACAUUCGUGCAUGGACUACUGUCUCUCAAGAAGUUAAUGUGAGACACAUUCUUUGCAACCUCCUUUGGUCCAUUAGCAGAGGAAUGAAUACUGAGGGAAGCACAGAUGAUCUAGCACACAAACUACGACAACGUUUGAUGGGUAAGAGGUAUCUGAUUGUGGUGGAUGACGUAUGGGAAACCGGUGUUUGGGAUCAUCUCGCCAGAUGUUUUCCUGAGAGUUAUGGAAGUGCAGUAUUGGUGACCUCUCGGCUAGAAGAGAUUGCAGAUUACACUACAUCAGGUGCCAGCAAUCUUCAUAACUUGCAUUUUCUUGAUUCUAAUGAAAGUUGGGAUCUAUUUUGCAGUCACAUUUUCUGGAAACAACCCUUGUGCUCUAAAUUCAAUAGAAUUCAAAGGAAUAUUGUUGACAAGUGUGGGGGGUUACCCCUGGCAAUUGUUGUAGCUGCUGGACUUCUAUCCCGACUCAGCAAAGUUGAAGAAUUGGAAAAGAUUGAGAAAGAAAUGAGCCAUCUUGCUAGUACAGAUAUUGGUGAACAAUGUUCAAGAAUUCUUAUUGUAAGUUACAACCAUUUACCUCAUCAUUUGAAAGCUUGCUUUUUAUAUUUAGGAGUUUUCUCAGGCCAUAGCGAAAUUCCUGUUAAAAAGCUAGUUAGGUUAUGGAUUGCCGAGGGAUUUGUGGAGAAGUCAGUGAGGGAUAAGGAAUUGGAAGAAGUGGGUGUUGGGUAUUUGCAAGAUCUUAUUAGUAGAAGCCUAGUCCAAAUUGAUAAGCUUAAAUGUGAUGGCCAAAUCAAGACAUGUAGGAUGCAUCAUCUCCUGCGUGUACUUUGUGUGAGACAAGCAAGAAACGAAAAACUUUUGUAUGUUGAAGACGAUGGUUUUGAUAUGUGCAACAGUAGCUCCAAAGAAGCCUGCAGUGGUGCUUGUCGUUGGCUAAGUUUCAGAUCACCAAAGCCUGAGAAUUUUGAUUUGUGCAACAGUAGUGUCAAUAAAGCCCGUUCUGUUUUGUGUUUGCAUAAUGAUGAGAUGCCAAUGGUGAAUGAUCCAAAGCUUGUAAGAUUCACCUUAUUAAGAGUUUUGGAUUUGACUUCUCCUUUAUACAACAAGGGAAUGUAUAUGUCUUUCGAAAAUCUUUCCAAUCUAGUUCUUCUUGAAUACCUAGCUUUUAUGUCCAAUAGGUCUUUGGGCUUUGAGGGUCUUGACAUUGCACUUUCUAAGAAUCAAAAACUGCACACGCUUGUUGUUUGGCAUAGUGCAGCUGGCUGGAGACCGAAUUAUUCCCUUUUGCCCUCCACAAUUUGGGAGUCACCACAACUAAGGCAUCUCGAGUUUAGAAAUUGCUUUAGAGUAGAGCCUCCAGGCAUAGUGAAAGAGAACUUGCAAAGUUUGUAUUGGUUAAGCAUAUUUCAUUGCACUGAGGAAGUUAUUUCGAAGAUUCCCAACAUAAAAACACUGGGGAUAUUUUGUGAAGGUAGAUUGAUUUCUGACAAUGCUGUGUCAUGCAAUGGUGCUAGCAGCUUGGAAAAUCUAUGUCAUUUGAAUCAACUUGAGGCUUUAACUAUUGAAGCUGAGUAUGCCAUUCCUAAGUGUAUAUCUCUUCCGCGUAUAAAUGCAUUCCCCGGUAACCUUAGGGAGCUGAAAUUAAGCAAGACUUAUUUGCCAUGGAAGGAUAUAGCAGCAAUUGCCAUGUUGCCUGGACUAGAGGUGCUCAAACUAAAAAUGGAUGCUUUUUAUGGGCCUGAGUGGAAACCAACUGAAGGGGGAUUCCAAAGAUUAAAGUUUUUGUUACUUAUAAAUACAGAUCUAAAGAUUUGGAAUGCCUUUGACGAUGAGUUUCCUAUCCUUGAGCACUUGGUCUUGAAGCAUUGUGAGAACUUGGAAGGGAUCCCAACUGUUUUCUUCAAUGUAACCGCUCUCAAAUCAAUUGAUUUAGAAAGGUGUGGCCAAGCCCUUUCGAGUUGUGCUAAGAAUAUCCAACAAGAGCAGCUCGAUUAUGGGAAUAAUGAACUAAAAGUUCUUGUUCGUAAUCCUCAGACCACUUAUAAGCAACUCACAUUUUAUAAAGGUCGGCAUAGGAAGGUGGUCGGCGGUAGCUGUGAUAGUGACAGCGACGAGGAGCCCUCGCAAGACUUCGGAGAAUGGUUGAAACUAAUUGAUGGAUGAGCACCUCUGGCCGCUUCAGGAUCAAUGCUUUUGUUGUUGAUAAUCUUGGACAACUCUUCUGCAUCUUCUACUGCUUUUCAAUUUGCAAGCUUGGAUGGAGUUCCUGUUGGAUAUUUAUAUAGUAAAUGGAAAUUAAUGGUUCAGAUGUCUACCAUGCAAGCUUAAAUAAUAUUUGGAGUUAUGGAGUUAUAAGUAUUAUUUAGUUUGGUGGAGUUAAUUUUGGAUGAGUGAGAGGAUGAGAUUACUCUUAACUAAUCCUUUGAGAAAAUGCUUACUGCAGGGCAUGAUUUAAAAGAUUAGCCUAUGUGAACAUGAAGUGUAGCCGCUUCAAGAGCUUAGGGUUUGGCUUGAUAUGUUCAUGAAUGGAUACGGACACAUGGCUGUUAAUAGUGUCAAGUUUGAGAUUUGUGACUGUAAAAAUUUGUGUGUAUUUUACCUACAUUUCUUCAAAGAGACUGCGUGGUUCAAGGUUCGUCCACCACUGCAAUCCGAAUUGAUGUAUCGCGUAUUAUACUAUGUGGAAGUUCAAUCUUUAAGACA
Molecule: messenger RNA, 3385 nt
Organism: Ipomoea triloba (trilobed morning glory)
Lineage: Eukaryota; Viridiplantae; Streptophyta; Magnoliopsida; Solanales; Convolvulaceae
Product: putative late blight resistance protein homolog R1A-4
Exons: 4
Coding region: 20-2845 (941 amino acids)
Biological process (GO): defense response to other organism
Molecular function (GO): ADP binding
Source: RefSeq, a predicted model, not a curated record